AGUGCGCGCGCGGUCUGGCCCCAGAUCUUCCAGAGAUCCCGACUGUUUUUAUGGGAAUACGAGCUCGAAAAAUAAACCAUUUCAACCAGCUAGACCGCAAUGUGUCACCAUCUUCAUCAGCAUAAUAGCUCCCAAUCAGAUCCCAACUCCGUUCCAAGGGUAUAAAUAGAGGAGCACUGCGUAGAUCGGCGGCCAGAACUAGAAGCGAUCCGUGAUAGAAGAACACAGAAAAAUCCAUCAUGAGAAUACGAGCUCCCUUGUUGCUGAUCCUCACGAUGCUGAUCGCCAGCUGCCUGGACUGGAGCAGUGCCUUGUUCCUAAAGAGUUGGAAGAAGUACAAGGGAUCCGGAGGAGUACAGAACUAUGGAAACUACGGAUAUGGGAACUCUGGUUACGGGUACAAUGGUUAUGGAAACAGUGGGUAUGGAAACUACGGAUAUGGGAACUACGCUGGUGGCUAUGGGUAUGGCUAUCCCUCGUACCAGUCGUACGGUUAUAGAGGCGGAAGACGACCCAGCUCUGGGCAACGCCAAGGACGCACCUACUCGGAAAUUGCCCGAGUCCUGAAGCCCGAUGGCUACGUGGGUCUUGGGGGCAGCCGUUUCCUGCCCCGUACUCCAUUCUCAGUCCUCUGGGGCUGAGAUUAGUUAAGUUUUCGUUAUUUAAGCACUAUUAUGUAUCAUCUCGAAAUAAAAAGAGUGAAAGUUCCAUCUACUAAUUGGCUAUGCCAAUUAAUUAUAA
Drosophila miranda is the source of this 741-nucleotide messenger RNA. Its product is annotated as keratin-associated protein 19-2. The transcript has a single exon. The record is from RefSeq and is a predicted model, not a curated record. The coding region runs from base 240 to 641 and encodes 133 amino acids. NCBI's taxonomy places the organism in Eukaryota, Metazoa, Arthropoda, Insecta, Diptera, Drosophilidae.